Molecule: messenger RNA, 976 nt
Organism: Trematosphaeria pertusa
Lineage: Eukaryota; Fungi; Ascomycota; Dothideomycetes; Pleosporales; Trematosphaeriaceae
Exons: 2
Coding region: 116-964 (282 amino acids)
Biological process (GO): protein phosphorylation
Molecular function (GO): protein kinase activity; ATP binding
Source: RefSeq, a predicted model, not a curated record
CUCUUCACCAUCUUCCACCUCUCCAUUCAGUUCACCCAGAACCUUUUAACCAGCCAUCCGGUGAGAAAGCACAUUCUCUUAACACAUUCAUUACCUGAACCCCCCAAAAUCCACAAUGACCGACUACGCAGCCCGUGACGCCGCUCUAUCCUGCCGCCUCCAGUGCCCCGUCACCAAGAGACCAUCUCUCGAAUACAGCAAAAUGGCAGACCAACAAGGAGACUGCAGCAUGCUUUGGAUCUCCGGCGAUAAGAAGAAAGUACUGAAAGCGCCGCAAGCCUGGCACCUCGACGGCUGCACCGAAAAAGAAAGAAUCAAGUACAAAAUCUUUGAGAAAGAGUCAGUGGAAUAUUUGGACCGCGAGAAGGAGAUAUAUAGACAUCUCGGCAGGCUCGAGGGACUUCUUCCCUACUUGGAGAUUACUGAUCUCGGCAUUGAAUUCCCGUACAUCAAGAAUGGAACUCUACGGCAAUUCCUACGCAAAUCGGGUGAUGAUAUGAGAUGCUUCAAGGGGCUUAGUUGGAUUAAGAGCGCUCUGACAACCUUCGCUUUUAUCCAUGAUAAGCGCGUUCUCCAAGCAGAUAUUAGCGCCCGAAACUUCCUUGUCGCAGACGAUCUUUCGCUCCUCCUCUGCGACUUUUCUGGUUCAAAGAUCGGCGACAAGAAGAAUUUAGUUCGUCCGGAAACUCGCUAUGAGAAGUUUCCAGUCACUGGGAAUAGGGAGAUUUCCCUUGCUACUGAGAUCUUUGCUAUUGGGAGCUUGAUCUAUGAGAUUAGUACGGGGAAGAGGCCGUAUGAUGAGAUGGAUGAUGAAGAGGUUGAGAGCUUGUUUAGGCAGGGCGUGUUUCCUGAGACGGUGAAUGUGCGUUUUGGGUCCAUUGUCGCGAAGUGCUGGUAUGGAGAGUUUGAGUCGGUUGAGGAGAUAUUGGAAGCGGUUCUUGUUGCAGAGAAGACUGACGUGUGAAGGGUAUGUACG